This is a messenger RNA of Mus musculus (house mouse), 8480 nucleotides long. RefSeq names its product WD repeat domain 12 (gene Wdr12). The coding region runs from base 406 to 1677 and encodes 423 amino acids. Gene Ontology annotation, molecular function: ribonucleoprotein complex binding. Gene Ontology annotation, cellular component: preribosome, large subunit precursor; nucleoplasm; nucleus. The record is from RefSeq and is a predicted model, not a curated record. The transcript has 14 exons. Lineage: Eukaryota; Metazoa; Chordata; Mammalia; Rodentia; Muridae. Gene Ontology annotation, biological process: maturation of 5.8S rRNA from tricistronic rRNA transcript (SSU-rRNA, 5.8S rRNA, LSU-rRNA); ribosome biogenesis; regulation of cell cycle.
AGAGGUAAGAACACAUGGUCUCGGCCGAAUUUGGCUGUUGGAACAGUGCACACAAGACGAACAGAUGGGACCUUUGUCACUCAGAAUAAAGAAGCAGGAAGUGUAAUAUCUGCCCGGAGAAAGGAGUAUUAAAAGCAGAUAUGAGACCCUAAAUGCGGUGUGGCAAAAUAAAUAAAGCCUACAACUCCCAGUGUUCAGAGGGUCUGAAACGCGCUCCCUUCUGGGGUACUUGAUGUGUGCGGGCUGGGCGCUGGUGGAAAUCGAACCUCGUGGUAUGUUCUGUAGGAACCUGAGGGAGCUAACUGAAGCCUAGCUCCUGCUGCGCUUGCGGCGCAGUCUACCUUAGAGCUGCUUGAUUAUCAACGCACACAUUUUCGUGGAGAAGUCUCGUGUGUAUAUUCAGCCAUGGCACAACUCCAGGCACGUUUCUACAGCGAGAACAAGAAAUACGCAGUGGAUGAUGUCCCUUUCUCAAUCCCUGCCGCUGCUGAAGUUGCGGACCUUAGUAACAUUAUCAAUAAGUUGCUGGAGACCAAAAAUGAACUCCACAAGCAUGUCGAGUUUGAUUUCCUUAUCAAGGGCCAGUUUCUUCGAGUGCCCUUGGUCAAACACAUGGAACUGGAGAACAUUUCAUCGGAAGAGGUUGUGGAACUAGAAUAUGUGGAAAAGUACACCGCACCCCAGCCAGAGCAGUGCAUGUUCCAUGAUGACUGGAUCAGCUCAAUUGAAGGGGCAGAAGAAUGGAUCCUGUCUGGUUCUUAUGAUAAGACUUCUCGGAUCUGGUCCUUGGAAGGAAAGUCGAUAAUGACAAUUGUGGGACAUACAGAUGUUGUGAAAGAUGUGGCUUGGGUGAAAAAAGACAGUUUGUCCUGCUUACUACUGACGGCCUCGAUGGACCAGACUGUUCUCUUAUGGGAGUGGAAUGUAGAGAAGAACAAAGUGAAAGCUCUGCACUGCUGCCGAGGGCAUGCUGGGAGUGUGGACGCCAUCGCAGUCGAUAGCUCGGGAGCUAAGUUUUGCAGUGGCUCCUGGGAUAAGAUGCUAAAGAUCUGGUCUACAGUCCCUACAGAUGAAGAAGAUGAAAUGGAAGAAGCCACAAAUCGACCAAGAAAAAAGCAAAAAACAGAACAAUUGGGACUAACAAGAACACCCUUGGUGACCCUCUCUGGCCACACAGAAGCAAUUUCCUCAGUCCUUUGGUCAGACGCUGAAGAAAUCUGUAGUGCAUCUUGGGAUCACACAAUUAGAGUGUGGGAUGUUGAGUCUGGCGGUCUUAAGUCAACUCUGACAGGAAAUAAAGUGUUUAAUUGUAUUUCCUAUUCUCCCCUUUGUAAACGUUUGGCAUCUGGAAGCACAGACAGGCAUAUUAGACUGUGGGAUCCCCGAACUAAAGAUGGUUCUUUGGUGUCGCUGUCUCUCACCUCACACACAGGCUGGGUGACAUCAGUGAAGUGGUCUCCUACCCAUGAACAGCAGCUCAUCUCGGGCUCUUUAGAUAACAUUGUGAAGCUAUGGGAUACAAGAAGCUGUAAGGCUCCUCUCUACGAUCUAGCUGCUCAUGAAGACAAAGUUCUAAGUGUGGACUGGACAGACACAGGGCUACUUCUGAGUGGAGGAGCAGACAAUAAAUUGUAUUCCUACAGCUAUUCCCCUACCACUUCCCAUGUGGGGGCUUGAAAAUGAAUGGCUGAGAAGAGACUUCCUUGUUGGGUCUUGUCUUAAUUCUUAGUGUCUCACUGUUAUUUCAUAAACUGAAUCAAAUUUGAGAGAGGACUUAUAGUACAGCUCAGCUGGUAGAAUGCUUGCCUAAAAUGUGCACAGCCCUGCAUGCUAUCUCCAGCACUGCCCAAAGAAAAAUGGGCAUGGUAGCACAUUCCUGUAAUCCCAGUCCUAGAGGUUGGAAGCAAGAGCAUCAGAAAUUCAAGGUCACCCUCUGCUGUAUAGUGAGCUUAAAGGCAGCCAGCCAUGGUUCCCUGAGUCUCUGUCUCCAUAAGAAAGAAAUCAAUGGAUAAUCCUCUGAUAUCAUUGUCAAUGCAGAGACAGGAAGCAGCCUUUUAAAAUUUGGAUAACAGUUCAUCUUUCAUAAUAGCAACAUUUUACUGUCUUUGUCCUUCGUGCUUAUAAAAUACAGUAAGUAUGUGGUCUGAAUUCUGUCUACAUUUUACCCUAUGUAGACUCCUAAAACUUGAAUUUCAGAAAGUAUACUUUUUAAAGGGAUAUAGUACAAAUGUAGUAAAUUUGUUUUUUUUUGUCUUUUUGUUUUGUUUUAGUUUGACUUUUUAGUUAGCUAUUUGAAGAGAAACAUCUAGAAAAGACUAAUAAUGCUAUAGGAGCCAGGCAUCAUAGCACACACUUAUAACCCUAGCAUUUAAGAAGUAGAAGCAAAAGGCUUGGGACUUGAGUAGGAUUGGCUUCAUAACUAGUUCAAGUCAGGAGCAGGAUGAGACUCGGUCUCAAAUAAAGAAAAUGAAAACUUAUAGGAGGGUCAUCAAAAUGGCUCAGUGACUAAAGAUGCUUGCUGCCAAUUCUGAUAGCGUGAGUUCAGUUCUCAGGUCUGAACUCCUGCAAGCUGUCCUUUUCCCCACACACAUGCACACAUACUGUGGCAUGCAUACAACUAACCUGUAAAUAAAUUUAAAGAAAAAAGAAGUUUAUAAAAGUAUGGGGAAAACAGUCAUCUAACAUUAAAAGCAAAUAGUAAAAAACAACAACAACAAAACACCACACACUAAAAGGUAGUGUGUAUAAGAAAAUAAGACUGUUGAGUGUUCAGAGCAUUAAAACAAUGUAGAUGUUAAUUUGUCCAUUCAUUGAGCAGCAGGGCAGUGAUGGUUCACAUCUUUAAUGCCAGCACCUGGGAAGCAGGUGGAUGUCUGUGGGUUCAAGGAUAGCCUGGUGAGUUUCAGGACAGCCAGGGAUAAACAGAGAGACCCUGACUCAAACGCAAUAAAAAAAAAAAAUAGUCUUUCCUGACUUAACUGUCUAGGCUGAUAAUGCAGUACGUAAUGAGUAAGAUUAAGGUAAAAAGGCUGGGUUGGAGGGGCAGCUCAGCAGUUCAGAGCACUUGCUGCUCCUGCAAAGGACCUGGAUUCCAUUUCCUGCAUCCAUUUGGCAGCUCACAGCCGUCUGAAACUCCAUUUCCUGGGAUUCAGACAUUUGGCCUCCUGGGCACCAGACACAAAUGGUACGCAUACGGCAUUCAAGCAUUCCGAAGAACAAAGGUGAGGAGGCCCAUGUAUCAAAGACAAAUGGAAGAAAGGGUGUGGCAUCUGAAACUGGCCCUUUACCUAGUCUUAAUCUCAAUCCUGGUUCCAUGGCAACCUUAUUUCUGUUCAGGCCAUUUCAACAGGGAAGCCCGAAAAGCCAGGGGCCAGGUAUCAUUGACGAGGAUUGUAUCUAAGCCUCUUAAUCUGCCAAACUUUUCUCCUUCGGGCUAUUUAAGUGCUUAGAACUUAGUCCCUAACCAGGAAAGUAAGAGGCCAACACAAGACUAAAGGAUCUAGCCAUCUUUUAACAUGCUUUUCUUUUUCUUCAAGCGUUGUCUUCCUCUCCAUGGUCCCUUUCCUUCUAGCAGAAACAGGCUUUACAAGUUUGUUUCUGAGGUUCACCUGGACCUGCUCACCUAUCGCUGGGAUAAAUUGGAGUAUAGGGAUUAUUUAUGCUGUCUCAUAGGAAUGGAGUCUGUAAUACAUCGAGACUGGAUCUCCUACCUAACCAAUAUCUGUUAUUAGUGUUUAUAAUAAAACUCCUCAAUUUAAAAUUAGGCUUAGGCAGUGGAGGAUAACUUAGUGAUAGAUAUCAUUAGUUAACAUGUUUGAGGCCUUGUGUUAAAUAGGUGUGCUCACACACACAAAUUUAGGCUGAAUAUACCUAAUUAAGUCAAUUAAAGGGAAAAACUGAAUUAUUCAACUCCAGAAUGUUGUUAGGGAAAAGGCACAAAGUGAGAGGCAGACAUUAGAAGUUAGCCUCACUGGUGUCCCAGUGCAGAGAAAGGAAGACGAGGUAGUAAAAAGGCUGUAAACAGCGGUGGGAAGGAAGUCAGCUGUCAAGGAUCUCAUGUUGAGAGGCAGCUGAACCACAUUUGGACAGGUGAAAGAGGGGGCAGGUUGUUUCCAACUGAGGGAGAGGCACAGAAAAAUCUAAAUAGCUUGAAUACCGUUAGAACAUAAGUGUACAUAAUACUUCAUACACCAGGAAAUUUUACUUCCUCUGAAGCCACCUUUAGAUUCCUAGAAGCAAUAAUAUUUUAUCGUGGAAAAUACGAAAAGAAAACCUUGCUUUACCUGGAGAAGACCCAGUGGAAGCAAGGCAUUUAAAAUUUAUAUUUUAUGUAGAAUACAGAAAAUACCCUCUUAGAAUUCCAUUUGGAACUUAACAACUAUGCAUAGCCAUAUAUCUAUGCCUUCCAGGCUCUAGGGAAAGAAUGACUGUUUAAUAUGAUGUGUGACCCAGUCCGUGGGUCAGUCAAUAGGGUCUGCAAGAGAAAGAGUGGGGACUGAGGAGCAAGGGACUUGAAGAAUGGAGACAACACAGGCUAUCUGCUCAAGGUUCAAGUCUCCUGUCUCAUUUAUUGAAAGGCAACUAUGGGUAAUAUAUGCACUCACUGGGUAGUGAUAUGUGCAGCUGGAGACACUUAACCACAGGUCCAGGAUGUAUAGGAGAAAAACAAGAUGUUAUCAGAGUGUGUACAGCUGUGGUAGGCUUGCAAAAACAUGCUAGGAAAACAAGUCUCUCAUCACAGUGGAAAAGUACCACAUGUAAGUAAAUUGCCCGAGAUGGCUGCAGAGAUGAUAGCAGCUUUCUGCUAAGAGUCGGCUCCCAACAGAUGUGCACAUAAUUAUACAAUUAACCCUGUGUCUUGGUGUUUGUUUUGGUUUUGUGCUAUGAUAAGAUCCUACAACAAAAGCAACUUAUGAAAUAUUUAAUUUGGGACUCAGAAUCAUUAACUGUACUUCCAGGUGAUCUGGUGAUCCGAUGCAUACACAUAAACACAGGCAAAACAAUCAUUUAAAAUAAAUCUUUAGGGCUGGUGAGAUGGCUCAGUGGGUAAGAGCACCCGACUGCUCUUCCGAAGGUCCGAAGUUCAAAUCCCAGCAACCACAUGGUGGCUCACAACCAUCCGUAACGAGAUCUGACACCCUCUUCUGGAGUGUCUGAAGACAGCUACAGUGUACUUACAUAUAAUAAAUAAAUAAAUCUUUAAAAAAAAAUAAAUCUUUAAAGAAGGAAAGAUCACAAUGGGCAUGGUGUCCAAGGCCUUUACUCCAGCACUCAGGAGUCCAAGAAAGGUCUAUCUCUGAGCUUGAGGGCCACUCUGGCCUACAGAGUGCCUUCCAGGCCAGCCAGAGCUACAUAAUGAGACCUUGCCUUAAGGAAAAAAUCCUACCACCAGCUUGGAUCUCAUUUGUGGAGCCCCACAUCCCAAGUCAUCUUACCUUCUUUUCAGUUGUAAGAACCUAUGAGAAAGGAUAACAUUUUUAAUAGUAUAAAAGUUUUAUGUUCAUGGAAAAGUAGCAAUUGUAUAUUCUUAAUUCAAUCUCAUGUAAACAUUUUAAAAGUGUUAAAUCCUUUAUUUUCUAAAAAUGAGUUUUGGGGGCUGGAGAGAUGGCUCAGCGCUUAAGAGUGUUUGGACUGCUCUUCUGACAGUCCUGAAUUCAAAUCCCAGCAACCACAUGGUGUCUCACAACCAUCUGUAAUGAGAUCUGAUACCUUCUUCUGGGGUGUCUGAAAACAGUACGUGUGUGUGUGUGUGUGUGUGUGUGUGUGUGUGUGUGUGUGUGUGUGUAAAGGCGUUUUGGUUGGUUUUGUUUUUGUUUUUUUUAAGCCAUGCUGCCUUACUUUUUGGUUGUUUUUUGGUGGUGUUUUUGUUACUGUUUUGUUUGGGGUUUUGGUUUGGCUUGUUUGUUUGUUUUGGUUUUGAGGUGGUUGGGUUUGUUGGUGUUGUUAGUUUGGUUGGUUGGUUGUUUUUUUUUUUUUUUCCCAGACUGUUUCUCUCUGUAGCCCUGGCUGUAUAGACCUGGCUGACCUUGAACUCACAGAUACCUACCUUCCUCUGCCUCCUCUGCCUCUGCCUCUGAGUACUGGGAUCAAAUGUGCACACCACCACACCCAACUCUGCCUUGCUCAUUUCUUAGGGCACUAGUAUAAGCCAUUUAAACACCCUGAUCAGCCCUACCGGUUGAAGAGUGUUAAUCCAUUUUAUAAAUAGGAAUAUCCUGAGGAAAUCCUGGUUACUGCCCAGAAGCUUCAUCAGGAGUUCAGCAUGGUUUGCCAAGAGACAUUUCUACACUCAUGACACUGCUUCCUAGUGAUCUGUGACACAGGUACUGUAGUACUUGAAAACAUUGUGCCUCUUUCUGUAACAUGCCCUGAGUUAGUGAGAAACCCACCAGGGCUGCUGACUUCCUGCUUGUUCCUUGCCAGGACUUUCUGUUUCAGGUAGAGCUGGAAAAGUUGUUCUCCUGAAUUCAGUUCUAACUCUUGGAGGAAGUAUUACCUAAAACAGCCAAGAAACAAGCAUACCAUUGACAUGGUAACAUCUUCAAAGGUGUUUUGCUUACUGUUUAGGAAUCAUUUGCCAACUUACAGCUGAAGUCUCACCUGACACUUUUCUCACUUCUCCACCCUUUUAUUCUGAGAUAAAUAUCAACUAUUUAUUAGUUUUUAUUGUUUUAUAUACACCUUUGUAAUUUUAUUUUGUAUAUUUUUUUUUUUGUUUUGUGUGGUUUUUUUUUUUUUUUUUUUUUUUUUGAGGCAGGGUUUCUCUGUCCUGAAACUCACUUUGUAGACAAGGCUGGCCUUGAACUCAGAAAUCUGCCUGCCUCUGCCUCCCAAGUGCUGGGAUUAAAAACGUGCGCCACCACUGCCCUGCUUAUUUUGUAUAUUUUUAAGUUCUUCUAAAAACUUAAUUCUAAGGUAGAAACAGACUCUUUAGUCUAAGUUCACAUAUCCCCUCAUCAUUUUCCCAUCAGUGGGUGGUUAUAGUGGUGCCAAUGUCAAAGGUGGCUCCUCUUCAGAAUCUGCAAGGGAUAUUUGUUGUUCGCCUUCCCACAUCUAGAAUGUUAAUUUAAUUUAUGCUCCUUGUUAUAGUUGAUGAACAUAAUUCACGGUUUGUAGUUUCACUGCUCCCAUUUUAAUGUUAAAAUACUGUAUUUACUUUUUAAAAUGACUUCGGUCUUUAUGAAAUUUGUCUUCUUAAUUCUGAUAAAUCCUCUCACUCUGCCUAUAAUUUUGGAAAUUGUCAGCAUCGUUAGAGCAUUAGGGAUUACUUUUGCUCAUCAGGAAUUUACAUUUUUGUAUUCACAGACAAAAUAGAAUUAAUAGGAAACCCUAAGAAAACAUACUCAUUUACAUCUGAUGUAUUCAUAAGUCAAUAAAAGUGAGCUCAUCUAUAAUCACUACUUAAUUACAUAUGUAGUAAAUAUUAUAUACUUCAGUUAAAGUAAUACACAUUAUCCAUUCAAUAUGUGUUGUGUUGAACAGAGAAGUCUUUAUUUUAUUUUUUGUUUAAUUGUGUUCCCCGUUACGAUGACCUCUGAAUCUUAGAAGUUCAAGGUAGGAAAGCACCAGAGGUACUGAGUGCCCCUAGUAGAGUUCUUUGAAGUAGCCCAGUCACCUUAUAAAACUUAAAAGUAUUUUUAUCCCAGUGUUUGCCAGUCUGAUCUGGGUGGCCAGUGGCUCUGUAUCACUCAUACUUCUCAUGCUUUUCUGUAUUCAUCUCCAUGGGAACUAUGAAAUAACAAUCCUUACGGAAGGACUCCAUCUGAUCCUUGCCCUUUUAAUGGCUGAUUUCUCUUUUUCUACUGACGUCAGUCUUCUCCCUUCUGUAAGUAAAAUUAGGUAUGCAUGUUAAGGAAGUUUUGUAGUCAGUAAAUGCAUCUUAUUUUCAUUAGCUUAUUUCAUAACUCAGGGAACAACACACUUGAAAGGUCAAUAGUUACAAAACCAACAUGACUUUUUGUAACUCACUUCUCCACCUAACUAUAUUUGAUUGCUUAGGUAACAGCAACAAAAACCCCCAGAGUCUUAAUUUCAGAUUGUUCUAGAUAGGCAAAUUAUACAGCUCUGUGCACACUAAAAGUGAUCUUGCAGUUACAUUGCUUCGUGUGGAUGGUUUGUGAGUGACUGAAUUGCAGACUCACAUUUCACCAGCUGUCAUUAGCUUCCAUUUAAAGGUUUUCUAUGUAAGAUAAAACUACAGUUCAACCAUCCUAAUUUAUACCUGUGCGUUUAAGGUUCUUGUCGAUUAACCUCUGCUGUGGUAUGGCCAUCCUUAGCAUUUAGUCCUCAUAUCCUCUGGUCAGAUGGCAUAACUGUAGGUGCAGUGACAGCCUCUCAAUUAGACACUGGGAAAUUGUACAUAUUUAAAAGUGACUUACCGAAAAUUUCUGUUUUUUUGGGUAUAGGUAUAUUUGUUUUAUAGAUUGUUCUGGCCGUUUAAAGUUAUUUUAUGAUUUUAAUAAAAUGUUAUUUUAGUUGUU